AUGGCGCUGGUGCUGACAGAGGCUGCUGCGCCCACGGGAGCGCUGUGGCGCCUGCUGGAGCGACGUCAGCUGUCACAAGGUCAGCACAAAUUCGCGACGAAUCCCCUAAAAAUACGCCUACAGGGCGGUGCUGUAGGUGAGCUUUCAGUGCACAAUGCGCUAUUGCGAAAGUACUUUUUUGUCGUCUUUGUUCUCUCUGGUCCUUUUGGCUCACGCUGGGUCAGAAGUACUUUGUUGUCGGCCUCGAACCAUUUGCGUCGCCCUUGCUCUGCUUUCUUUGUUCCUUUGUUCGCGUAA
Messenger RNA from Sporothrix schenckii 1099-18, 297 nucleotides. RefSeq lists its product as uncharacterized. Bases 1 to 297 code for a protein of 98 amino acids. NCBI's taxonomy places the organism in Eukaryota, Fungi, Ascomycota, Sordariomycetes, Ophiostomatales, Ophiostomataceae. The transcript has a single exon. The record is from RefSeq and is a predicted model, not a curated record.